Molecule: messenger RNA, 879 nt
Organism: Prorocentrum cordatum
Lineage: Eukaryota; Dinophyceae; Prorocentrales; Prorocentraceae
Source: the annotation of a GenBank genome assembly
AUGCUGGGCAGGCGCGGGGCGCGCCUGUGCCUCGGCAUCACGAGCCGGCGCUCGCGGGGGCGCCCGCCGCAGCUCGGAGCUGGGGUCGGGGAGAUCCGGGGCAAAGCCCAGGGGCCGCGGUGCAAGGCGGCUGGCGUCCUCCCCCUCCGAGACCCCCUCGCCCUCCGUGGCCGCCGCGCAGAGGGACCUGCUGCUCUGCGCGGGCGCGUGCGCGGGCGCCGGGGCGGCCCUUGUGCUGUGGCAGUGCUGGUCGCCCGGCGAGAGCGCGCUGUCCGGCUCGGAGGCCACCGCCCAGAUGCGAUCGAGGCAGCGCUGGAGCUCCUGCGCGCCGGCACGCCGCUCGGCGACGCCGCCGCGCCGAGCGGCGGCGGCGCCCUGUUCGUGGACCUGGGCUGCGGCGACGGCUGCGUGGUGUGCGCGGUGGUGCAGAGGUUCGGCUGCCGGGGCGUCGGGGUGGACGUGCUGCCCGGCGCCGUGGCGCAGGCCCGCGCCGCCGCGGGGGGGCUGCCGCCCGCGCGCGGCGGCGGGGCGCGCUUCCUGUGCGCCGACAUGGCCGACGUGCGCCUGGCGGAGGCGGACAUCGUGUUCCUGUACCUGCCCCCGGACAUGGCGAGGGACGUGGUGCUGGGCCUGCUGCCCGCGAGCGGCCUGAGGGCCGGCACCCACGUCCUGAUCAAUGACGCCGCGGACGGCCUGCGGCACGGCUGCGGCCUGCGCCACCUGCGCCGCGCCCGCAGCCGCGGGGGCGGCCAGCCAGUGGACCUGUUCGAGUGGCUGGGGCAGGGCGCGACGGCGGGCCGGCCACUGGUCAGCCGCUUCUUCGCGGAGCCCCUCGGCGGCGCGAGGCAGCAGGUCUCCCCGUGGGACUCGGCGCAGUAG